This is a messenger RNA of Fusarium keratoplasticum, 1404 nucleotides long. RefSeq lists its product as uncharacterized. Lineage: Eukaryota; Fungi; Ascomycota; Sordariomycetes; Hypocreales; Nectriaceae. The record is from RefSeq and is a predicted model, not a curated record. The coding region runs from base 1 to 1404 and encodes 467 amino acids. The transcript has a single exon.
AUGGGCGCAGUCGAGAGCAAGCAGCCCCGCAGCCCGAAUGCCAAGAGGCGCGGUGGCGAGGGACAGAAGAGAGGUGUCGACACAUCGCGGCAACUGAUCGAGAUCCCUCUCGAUCUCAACGCAUUCCUACAGGCAAAGGAAGCCCAGUUCGACUCUACCACCCCCGAGGAAGACGCAGCGGCCGUCAGCAAUCCCGGUGAGGCCGAGUUGGGAGACACCUCAGUCAGCAAUAGCCUCCCGGAGCAGGAGCAGGAGCAGGAGCUCAACGCCAACCAAGAGUCUUCCACUCAGUCUCCUCUAACUGUGCAGACUCCUGUCAAGGCCGUCAACAGAGUCUUUCGCAAUGCCGACUGGUCAAAGCUCCUACAACAAUUCAUAACGGCCCUCCAGCUCGACACAAACGGCGUCCAUGUCAUCUACGAGUCAGACAUUGAAAAGUCAGGCGUCAAACUUCCCGAAGAGCUGAAGGCACGCACAAGCUUGAGCACCCCAGCCAAGUUCUCAGCUCAUGUCCACAAGUUUCUGUGCCGCCAGAGCAGAACCGCUUUCUCAGACGACAUGAGGCAUCUCUACUUCCUCUACCACCCUGAUGCGGAGUGGCAUCCAGAUUUCUGCGACUUUGCUCAAGAUAAGCCUCUACCAGACAACUUCCUCGGCUUCUCUGAUAACCUGGAUGCUCUCGUCGCCUGGAUGGUGUUUAUCCGGCAAAACUUGGGGAGACGCUCAGACACAACCAUGUUCCACCUACUGAUACCCACCUGGCGACCCAUGUUCAUCGGCAAUGCACUCGAGUUUCCUGAUCUGGGGACCCUCACCAUCCACGGCGAGACUCACAGUUCCCACAACUUCGUCUGGUUCAACCUACCGACCCUUGAGGACUACCCAGGGAACUUGCUGUUGAAAGAUGUGGAGAACGUCACUCGCGAAGAGAGCGAAUGGAAGACGGCUGCUACAGUUGGAACAGCUGUCGGGGGUAUAUCAGCCUCGUUGGCCGGCACCUUUGCCCUCAGCGUAGCUUUCCCUCUUCUCACCCCCCUAGCACUCGUUGGGGCAUUGUCUGCAGGUGGCGCAUGCAGCACCAUUGCCACAACACAGGUGAACAAAGGCCUGAGCAGAGAGAUCCCUCGGGUUCUUGGAGGUAUCGAGGCGCCCAAGGAACCUGCGGUACCGGAGAUUGAGACCGGCAAAGAGGAGUCUGUGGCCAGUGAGCAGGAGGAUCUCAAAGAAGAUGUCAAAGAGGAAAGCAGCAAGGAGGAUCCAGUUAAGAGCAAGGGCGAGAAGGCCAGGCCCAAGAAUGAUCAGGCUAAGGAAGCCAAAGGGCCAGUCGACGUCCAACAAGAGGCCAAGGCAACAAGCGGCAAAAAGCAUCGACGGAGUGACCGUAAACGUACUUCUAAGUCCUGA